UAACAAAUCAGAAAACGUCAGCAACUGCGAAGCAUGGUUAUGGUAAUCGGCAUUUGUUGAGCCAGUGAAAGUGUUUAUAGACCAUGUUGACGACCGACGACCGGCUUUAUUUCGGCAAUUAUGAGUUUAAGGACUCGCCGGAAUCAUGCAGUGACAAUUCAACUUAUUCCACAGAUUUUCUGGAUGUGAAGUCGGAUGAAGAUUUUCUGACGCAGUUGUCUAGUGAUUUGGAUAUACCACUUCUGCUAAAUCAGGGUGAAGAUGAAAUGAGAAUGUUUAAUUCAUUCUUUGAUAAGAGUCCAGAUGAAAUUUUAUCUGAUGUUGCAUCUAUUGCAUCUCCAGCCAGUUCAAAAGAGGAUGAAAUUAGUCAGGAAAUCAGUGAGUUACAGCAACUUGAUUUUUCACAAUGGGGACCUGAAGCUUUUCCCAAUUUACAAUCAGAAACAAAACUAAAGGAAGAAGUACAAAGUUCAUCAGACUCUGAGAAUUCAGUUUCUUCAGUUAAUUUAUUUAAUACAACAUUGGUACCGGAAGUUAAAGAAGAAAUCAUAAUAAAAAGUCCACCUGCAAGUCCAAAUUCCACAAUAAUAACAACUGUACCUGGUAAUAUUUUGUAUACACAACCAGUGGUAGUUCUACCACAAAACACAGUGAAUUCUAUAGCAAAAUUACCAUCAAAACAAGUUCCUAUUCAACCUAAAACACCAUACACCAGACCCCCAUGCAAAAACAAAGUUGUGGUAAUAAAAAAGGAACCUAACAUUGUUAAACCUCCCACACAAAAUGUAGUGGUAUUAGAAAAUAUUGGGCACAUACCAAUAAAUAAUGUGAAAACUAUUACUCCAGUCACAACUAUAAAUUCGGUGCCCAAUCAAAAAGUCCCUGUUGCUUCAAUGGUUUACACUAACAAUGGUUUAAAUAUGGGGAUUGAUCCAAAUAUUGAUCCAAAAAUAUUAAAAAGACAGCAGAGGAAAAUUAAAAACCGAGAAUCUGCAUGUCUGUCAAGAAAAAAGAAAAAGGACUACUUGACGUCUCUUGAGGAGAAGGUUAAGGAAUUGACUAAAGAAAAUCAAAAUCUACAUUUGGAAAACAAACAAUUGAAAGAAAGACUUCAGGAAUUUAUUACACUCCCAACACCAACCUUAAACAACAAACACUUCAAACAAAGUAUAGUAUUGUGCGUUUUCCUGUUUGUCGUUGGUAUAAACUUUGAUGCUUUAAGAACAACCUUUAACACAAAACGAGAUCUUGAUCUAAUUCCGAAGAGUCCAGGUUCCAGUUUAGACCAUCAUGGCAGAAAUCUUCUGUGGGCUCCAGAUGAGGAAGUAGUCAAUAACAAAACAAGUUCGAAUUAUUCGCCGUUUACAAUGUGCCCAGUGACCAUAAAUCAAACCGAAAGUGCACGCUUGGUGCUCGAACUUGAACGGUGGAUUGGUAAACCAAUCGAAAAGAAAGUUACUGAUACAACAGCAACAAUUACAAAGAAACAACGCGGCUCCAGAAGAAGAAGGUACAAGACCGCACCUCUGAUGGAGUACAAAAGCAAUAGGAUAGGGGAUUUGCCUAAGGAAGGCAGUAAUGAGCUGCAAGUUUUCCAACCGUCACCGGAACAAUUAUACUCCGAAUUUUUCGAAGCUAUAAAUCGUCAAUAUGACACUUUCUACGUCGUGUCUUUUAGCGACCAUCACAUGCUAUUGCCCGCCUUGCACCAUAACAAAACUCAGAGACCAAAGAUGUCUCUUAUAAUGCCUUCAAUGUUACCCAAUGGAUCAACUUCUUCACAGGGCCAGCUAAUGCCCUUAAUGCAGAUUGAUUGUGAAGUACUGGAUACCAGGCUGAUCCAUGUGAAGUACGGUUCUAUUCCUCGACAUCUCCGUACCCCAACAAAUGCAACAACUGCACCCAAACCCGAAAAUGUAAGCGACCCAGAUGCCAGUUCACCAACGAAAUACACAAAAAAGCCAUAUAAACCUUACUUCAUCAAGAAUUUAGUUAAAACGGGCAACGAUUUUUAUAAGGUCAAUUAAAAUGCAUUUUUCUUAACUCAUAGUCUGCACAGAUUAAGGGUUGGUUGCAUUAUGAAAUAAUUGUCACCUUCAGCUCAGUGCAAUUAAGUAUUAUUUUAAAAACCAAAUUUCCUUUUAAGGAAGCUAAAGUGUACAAAUAAUGUAUAAUGUAAGGACUUUAAAAUGUAGCUUUUUGAAACUUUUUAUUAACACUUACUUUCAUCAUAAAAUAUCUUUGAUGCCAAAAAUUAAUAUAUUUUUGUAUCACCUGGAUGAAAACUUGCAUUUUAAUUUUAGAUAUAGGGUGAAGGUUUCUUCGUUUUACCGAGUUUAAUUAAUUGACAUAUUUUGAAUAAUGUAAUUAGUUUACAAUUUGGUGUUUAAAUAUAGUUUUUAACACAUAUUAAAACACAUCUGCAGUUUUUAAUGCACAGUGUUUAAAAUUAUGACACAUGCAAUUUCAGAUAAAAAAUUUAUAUAUAUUUUUAUUAUUUAUGUAAUAGUUUUUCAAAAUUUGAGCUAUGCAAUAAUAAUACCAGUGAAAUUUAGUUUUAGUUUAUUUACUAUCAGAAAAGGUAAAAUAUAAAUAAUAACGUGUGUACUGUUUUUGUGAUAUGAAUUUAUAAAGAAACCAGCUUUAUUAAUAUUUAAUAAAGCUUUUUGUUGAUUGAAGUUAGUUAUAUAAUUGUAUUUUUCUGUGAUCAAUAAAUUUUUAUCCAAU
Molecule: messenger RNA, 2727 nt
Organism: Aethina tumida (small hive beetle)
Lineage: Eukaryota; Metazoa; Arthropoda; Insecta; Coleoptera; Nitidulidae
Gene: Atf6
Product: cyclic AMP-dependent transcription factor ATF-6 alpha
Exons: 6
Coding region: 84-2027 (647 amino acids)
Biological process (GO): endoplasmic reticulum unfolded protein response; regulation of transcription by RNA polymerase II
Cellular component (GO): nucleus
Molecular function (GO): DNA-binding transcription factor activity, RNA polymerase II-specific; RNA polymerase II cis-regulatory region sequence-specific DNA binding
Source: RefSeq, a predicted model, not a curated record